AUGUAUUGCCAUGUAUUACCAUGUAUAGCCAUGUAUAGCCAUAUAAUGCCAUGUAUAGCCAUGUAUAGCCAUGUACUACCAUGUAUUGCCAUGUAUUGCCAUGUAUUACCAUGUAUAGCCAUGUAUCACCAUGUAUACCCCUGUAUACCCAUGUAUUGCCAUGUAUUAUCAUGUAUCGCCAUGUAGUACCAUGUAUAGCCAUGUAUAGCCAUGUAAUGCCAUGUAUAGCCAUGUAUUACCAUGUAUAGCCAUAUAUUGAGAUGUAUUGCCAUGUAUUGCCAUGUAAUGCCAUGUAUUACCAUGUAUAGCCAUGUAUAGCCAGGUAAUGCCAGGUAUAGCUAUGUAUUACCAUGUAUACCCAUGAAAAGCCAUGUAUAGCCAUCUAUUGCCAUGUAUAGCCAAGUAUAGCCAUGUAUACCCAUGUAAUGCCAUAUAUUGCAAUGUAUUACCAUGUAUAGCCAUGUAUAGCCAUGGACUACCAUCUAUUGCCAUGUAUUGCCAUGUAUUACCAUGUAUAGCAAUGUAUUGCCAUGUAUUACCAUGUAUAGCCAUGUAAUGCCAUGUAUUACCAUGUAUUGCCAUGUAUUACAAUGUAUAGCCAUGUAUAGCCAUAUAGUGCCAUGUAUUGCCAUGUAUUACCAUGUAUAGCCAUGUAUAGCCAUGUAAUGCCAUGUAUAGCUAUGUAUUACCAUGUAGAGCCAUGUAUAGCCAUGUAUUGCCAUGUAUUACGAUGUAUAACCAUGUAUAGCCAUGUAUUACCAUGUAUAGAAAUGUAAAGCCAUGUAAUGCCAUGUAUAGCUAUGUAUUACCAUGUAUAGCCAUGUAUAGCCAUGUAUAGCCAUGUAUUGCCAUAUAUUGCCAUGUAUUACCAUGUAUAGCCAUGUAUUGCCAUGUAUUACCAUGUAUAGCCAUGUAUAGCCAUGUAUACCCAUGUAAUGUAUUGCCAUGUAAUACCAUGUAUAGCCAUGUAAUGCCAUUUAUAGCCAUGUAUAGCCAUGUAUAGCCAUGUAUCACCAUGUAUAGCCCUGUAUAGCCAUGUACACCCAUGUAUUGCCAUGCAUACCCAUGGAUUGCCAUGUACACCCAUUUGUUGCCAUGUAUUACCAUGUAUAGCCAUGUGUAGACAUCUAUUACCAUGUAUAGCCAUGUAUUACCAUGUAUUACGAUGUAUUGCCAUAUAAUACUAUGUAUAGCCAUGUAAUGCCAUGUAUAGCCAUGUAUAGCCAUGUACUACCAUGUAUUGCCAUGUAUUGCCAUGUAUAGCCAUGUAUCACCAUGUAUAGCCCCGUAUAGCCGUGUAUAGCCAUGUAUUGCCAUGUAUACCCAUGUAUUGCCAUGUAUACCCAUUUAUUGCCAUGUAUUACCAUGUAUAGCCAUGUAUAGCCAUCUAUUACCAUGUAUAGCCAUGUAUUGCCAUGUAUUACGAUGUUUUGCCAUGUAAUACCAUGUAUAGCCAUGUAUUACCAUGUAUACCCAUGUAAUGCCAUAUAUUGCAAUGUAUUACCAUGUAUAGCCCUGUAUAGCCAUGUAAUAACAUGUAUUGCAAUGUAUUACCAUGUAUAGCCAUGUUUGCCAUAUAAUGCCAUGUAUAGCCAUGUAUAGCCAUGUACUACCAUGUAUUGCCAUGUAUUGCCAUGUAUUGCCAUGUAGAGCCAUGUAUCACCAUGUAUAGCCCUGUAUAGCCAUGUAUACCCAUGUAUUGCCAUGUAUACCCAUGUAUUGCCAUGUAUACCCAUUUAUUGCCAUGUAUUACCACGUAUCGCCAGGUAGUACCAUGUAUAGCCAUGUAAUGCCAUGUAUAGCAAAGUAUAGCCAUGUAUACCCAUGUAAUGCCAUAUAUUGCCAUGUAUUACCAUGUAUAGCCAUGUAUAGCCAUGUACUACCAUGUAUUGCCAUGUAUUGCCAUGUAUUGCCAUGUAUAGCCAUGUAUCACCAUGUAUAACCCUGUAUAGCCAUGUAUACCCAUGUAUUGCCAUGUAUACCCAUGUAUUGCCAUGUAUACCCAUUCAUUGUCAUAUAUUACAAUGUAUCGCCAUGUAGUACCAUGUAUAGCCAUGUAUAGCCAUGUAAUGGCAUGUAUAGCCAUGUAUUACCAUGUAUAGCCAUAUAUUGAGAUGUAUUGCCAUGUAUUGCCAUGUAAUGCCAUGUAUUACCAUGUAUAGCCAUGUAUAGCCAUAUAAUGCCAUGUUUAGCCAUAUAUAACCAUGUAUAGCCAUGUAUCACCAUUUUUAGCCCUGUAUAGCCAUGUAUACCCAUGUAUUGCCAUGUAUACCCAUGUAUUGCCAUGUAUACCCAUUUAUUGCCAUUUAUUACCAUGUAUCGCCAUGUACUACCAUGUAUAGCCAUGUAUAGCCAUGUAUUACCAUGUAUAGCCAUAUAUUACCAUGUAUUGCUAUGUAAUGCCAUGUUUUACCAUGUAUAGGUAUGUAAUGCCAUGUAUAGCCCUGUAUAGCCAUGUAUUACCAUGUAUAGGCAUGUAUUGCAAUGUAUUGCCAUGUAUCGCCAUGUAUUACCAUGCAUAGCCAUGUAUUACCAUGUAAAGCCAUGUAAUGCCAUGUAUAGCUAUGUAUUAGCAUGUAUAGCCGUGUAUAGCCAUGUAUAGCUAUGUAUUGCCAUAUAUUGCCAUGUACUACCAUUUAUAGCCAUGUAUUGCCAUGUAUUACCAUGUAUAGCCAUGUAUACCCAUGUAUACCCAUGUAAUGUAUUGCCAUGUAAUACCAUGUAUAGCCAUGUAAUGCCAUUUAUAGCCAUGUAUAACCAUGUAUAGCCAUGUAUCACCAUGUAUAGCCCUGUAUAGCCAUUUAUUGCCAUGUAUUACCAUGUAUCGCCAUGUAGUACCAUGUAAAGCCAUGUAUAGCCAUGUAAUGCCAUGUAUUACAAUGUAUUGCCAUGUAAUACCAUGUAUAGCCAUGUAAUGCCAUGUAUAGCCAUGUAUUACAAUGUAUACCCAUGUAAUGCCAUACAUUGCCAUGUAUUACCAUGUAUAGCCAUAAAUACCCAUGUAAUAACAUGUAUUGCCAUGUAUUACCAUGUAUAGCCAUGUAUAGCCAUAUAAUGCCAUGUAUAGCCAUGUAUAGCCAUGUAUAGCUAUGUAUUACCAUGAAUUGCCAUGUAUUGCCAUGUAUUACCAUGUAUAGCCAUGUAUCACCAUGUAUAGCUCUGUAUAGCCAUGUAUUGCCAUGUAUUGCCAUGUAUACCCAUGUAUUGCCAUGUAUAGCCAUUUAUUGUCAUGUAUUACAAUGUAUCGCCAUGUAGUACCAUGUUUAGCCAUGUAUAGCCAUGUAAUGGCAUGUAUAGCCAUGUAUUACCAUGUAUAGCCAUAUAUUGAGAUGUAUUGCCAUGUAUUGCCAUGUAAUGCCAAGUAUUACCAUGUAUAGCCAUGUAUAGCCAUAUAAUGCCAUGUUUAGCCAUGUAUAACCAUGUAUAGCCAUGUAUCACCAUUUUUAGCCCUGUAUAGCCAUGUAUACCCAUGUAUUGCCAUGUAUACCCAUGUAUUGCCAUGUAUACCCAUUUAUUGCGAUUUAUUACCAUGUAUCGCCAUAUACUACCAUGUAUAGCCAUGUAUAGCCAUGUAUUACCAUGUAUAGCCAUAUAUUACCAUGUAUUGCCAUGUAAUACCAUGUUUUACCAUGUAUAGGUAUGUAAUGCCAUGUAUAGCCAUGUAUAGCCAUGUAUUACCAUGUAUAGCCAUGUAUUGCCAUGUAUUACCAUGUAUCGCCACGUAUUACCAUGCAUAGCCAUGUAUUACCAUGUAAAGCCAUGUAAUGCCAUGUAUAGCUAUGUAUUACCAUGUAUAGCCGUGUAUAGACAUGUAUAGCCAUGUAUUGCCAUGUAUUACCAUGUAUAGCCAUGUAUACCCAUGUAUACCCAUGUAAUGUAUUGCCAUGUAAUACCAUGUAUAGCCAUGUAAUGCCAUUUAUAGCCAUGUAUAACCAUGUAUAGCCAUGUAUCACCAUGUAUAGCCCUGUAUAGCCAUUUAUUGUCAUGUAUUACCAUGUAUCGCCAUAUAGUACCAUGUAAAGCCAUCUAUAGCCAUGUAAUGCCCUGUAUUACAAUGUAUUGCCAUGUAAUACCAUGUAUAGCCAUGUAAUGCCAUGUAUAGCCAUGUAUUACCAUGUAUACCCAUGUAAUGCCAUAUAUUGCCAUGUAUUACCAUGUAUAGCCAUAAAUACCCAUGUAAUAACAUGUAUUGCCAUGUAUUGCCAUGUAUAGCCAUGUAUAGCCAUAUAAUGCCAUGUAUAGCCAUGUAUAGCCAUGUAUAGCUAUGUAUUACCAUGAAUUGCCAUGUAUUGCCAUGUAUUACCAUGUAUAGCCAUGUAUCACCAUGUAUAGCUCUGUAUAGCCAUGUAUUGCCAUGUAUUGCCAUGUAUACCCAUGUAUUGCCAUGUAUAGCCAUGUAUUACCAUGUAUACCCAUGUAAUGCCAUAUAUUGCCAUGUAUUACCAUGUAUAGCCAAGUAUACCCAUGUAUUAACAUGUAUUGCCAUGUAUAACAAUGUAUAGCCAUGUAUAGCCAUAUGAUUCCAUGUAUAGCCAUGUAUAGCCAUGUACUACAAUGUAUUGCCAUGUAUUGCCAUGUAUUACCAUGUAUAGCCAUGUAUCACCAUGUAUAGCCCUGUAUAGCCAUGUAUACCCAUGUAUUGCCAUGUAUACCCAUUUAUUGGCAUGUAUUACCAUGUAUAGCCAUGUAUAGCCAUCUAUUACCAUGUAUAGCCAUGUAAUGCCAUAUAUUGCCAUGUAUUACCAUAUAUAGCCAUAUAUACCCAUGUAAUAACAUGUAUUGCCAUGUAUUACCAUGUAUAGCCAUGUAUAGCCAUAUAAUGCCAUGUAUAGGCAUGUAUAGCCAUGUACUACCAUGUAUUGCCAUGUAUUGCCAUGUAUUACCAUGUAUAGCCAUGUAUCAACAUGUAUAGCCCUGUAUAGCCAUGUAUACCCAUGUAUUGCCAUGUAUACCCAUGUAUUGCCAUGUAUACCCAUUUAUUGCCAUGUAUACCCAUAUAUUGCCAUGUAUACCGAUGUAUUGCCAUGUAUACCCAUUUAUUGCCAUGUAUUACCAUGUAUCGCCAUGUUGUACCAUGUAUAGCCAUGUAUAGCCAUGUAAUUGCAUGUAUUACCAUGUAUAGCCAUAUAUUAAGAUGUAUUGCCAUGUAUUGCCAUGUAAGUCCAUGUAUUACCAUGUAUAGCCAUGUACAGCCACGUAAUGCCAUGUUUAGCCAUGUAUAACCAUGUAUAGCCAUGUAUCACCAUUUUUAGCCCUGUAUAGCCAUGUAUAUCCAUGUAUUGCCUUGUAUACCCAUGUAUUGCCAUGUAUACCCAUUUAUUGCCAUGUAUUACCAUGUAUCGCCAUGUAGUACCAUGUAUAGCCAUGUAUAGCCAUGUAAUGGCAUGUAUUACCAUGUAUAGCCAUAUAUUGAGAUAUAUUGCCAUAUAUUGCCAUGUAAGGCCAUGUAUUACCAUGUAUAGCCAUGUAUAGCCACGUAAUGCCAUGUCUAGCCAUGUAUAACCAUGUAUAGCCAUGUAUCACCAUUUUUAGCCCUGUAUAGCCAUGUAUACCCAUGUAUUGCCAUGUAUAACCAUGUAUAGCCAUGUAUCACCAUGUAUAGCCCUGUAUAGCCAUUUAUUGCCAUGUAUUACCAUGUAUCGCCAUGUACCACCAUGUAUAGCCAUGUAUAGCCAUGUAUUACCAUGUAUAGCCAUAUAUUGCCAUUUAUUGCCAUGUAAUGCCUUGUAUUACCAUGUGUAGCCAUGUAAUGCCAUGUAUAGCCAUGUAUUACGAUGUAUUGCCAUGUAAUACCAUGUAUAGGCAUGUAAUGUCAUGUAUAGCCAUGUAUUACCAUGUAUACCCAUGUAAUGCCAUAUAUUGCCAUGUAUAACCAUGUAUAGCCAUAUAAUGCCAUGUAUAGCCAUGUAUAGCCAUGUACUACCAUGUAGUGCCAUGUAUUGCCAUGUAUUACCAUCUAUAGGCAUGUAUCACCAUGUAUAGCCCUGUAUAGCCAUGUAUACCCAUGUAUUGCCAUGUAUACCCAUGUAUUGCCAUGUAUACCCAUUUAUUGCCAAGUAUUACCAUGUAUAGCCAUGUAUAGCCAUCUAUGACCAUGUAUAGCCAUGUAUUGCCAUGUAUUACGAUGUAUUUCCAUGUAAUACCAUGUAUAGCCAUGUAAUGCCAUGUAUAGCCAUGUAUUACCAUGUAUACCCAUGUAAUGCCAUAUAUUGCCAUGUGUUACCAUGUAUAGCCAAGUAUACCCAUGUAAUAACAUGUAGUGCGAUGUAUUACCAUGUAUAGCCAUGUAUAGCCAUAUAAUGCCAUGUAAAGCCAUGUAUAGCCAUGUACUACCAUGUAUUGCCAUGUAUUGCCAUGUAUUACCAUGUAUAGCCAUGUAUCACCAUGUAUCGCUCUGUAUAGCCAUGUAUACCCAUGUAUUGCCACGUAUACCGAUGUAUUGCCAUGUAUACCCAUGUAUUGCCAUUUAUACCCAUUUAUUGCCAUGUAUACCCAUGUAUUGCCAUGUAUACCCAUUUAUUGCCAAGUAUUACCAUGUAUCGCCAUGUAGUACCAUGUAUAGCCAUGUAUAGGCAUGUAAUGCCAUGUAUUACCAUGUAUAGCCAUAUAUUGAGAUGUAUUGCGUUGUAUUGCCAUGUAAUGCCAUGUAUUAGCAUGUAUAGCCAUGUAUAGCCAUGUAAUGCCAUGUUUAGCCAUGUAUAACCAUGUAUAGCCAUGUAUCACCAUUUUUAGCCCUGUAUAGCCAUGUAUACCCCUGUAUUGUCAUGUAUACCCAGGUAUUGCCAUGUAUACCCAUUUAUUGCCAUGUAUUACCAUGUAUCGCCAUGUACUACCAUGUAUAGCCAUGUGUAGCCAUGUAUUACCAUGUAUAGCCAUAUAUUGCCAUGUAUUGCCAUGUAAUGCCAUGUAUUACCAUGUAUAGCCAUGUAAUGCCAUGUAUUGCCAUGUAUAGCCAUGUAUUACCAUGUAUAGCCAUGUAUUGCCAUGUACUACCAUGUAUCGCCUUGUAUUACCAUGCAUAGCCAUGUAUUACCAUGUAAUGCCAUGUAUAGCCAUGUAUAGCCAUGUAUUACCAUGUAUAGCCAUGUAUUGC
Messenger RNA from Porites evermanni, 7093 nucleotides. The record is from the annotation of a GenBank genome assembly. Lineage: Eukaryota; Metazoa; Cnidaria; Anthozoa; Scleractinia; Poritidae.